Lolium perenne is the source of this 696-nucleotide messenger RNA. The record is from RefSeq and is a predicted model, not a curated record. Lineage: Eukaryota; Viridiplantae; Streptophyta; Magnoliopsida; Poales; Poaceae.
AUGCCUUCAAGAAGGAAGCGACGCCCGAAGCUGUCGCCAUCGCCGGCCUCGGCCAGCUGCCGGCCGGCCAGCCACCGAGGACAAGGCAUUAGCCCGGAGCUUAUCACGCCAUCCUGCUUCAUGCUUCUGGCAAGACCACCUCCCUUUCCUCAACCACCAUCACCAUCACGGCCGCCACACCCGCUCCAGCCCAGGACUGCACCGCCGGCCGACCUCCGGCGCCGGCAGAAGCACCACCGUGCCCCUCACGGCCACCCCAAACCUCCCGCAGCACCAGUCACCCACAGCACUACCGGAACUGCAGCCAUGCCUCCGCGCCACUCCAACACGCCCCUGGGAGGGCCACCGCCCUGGCCCACGGACGCCCGGCGAGCUCCAGCCGCUGCAGAUCAGGGCGGAAGCGCCCAGCACAGAAGCACUGCACCACUGCAGCCUCCAAAGCACCCCCGGCACAUGGCCAGCCGCCGUGAGCACGACCUCCAUCACGCCGCAGCAGCCUGCAUCCCCGAGCUGCUCCAAGGUUCAGCCGACGCCCCCAACUCCUCACACGCUGCCUGGAACAGCCGCCAACGUUGCCGAAACAGCCCGCGCGCGCCGCCGCCGCUCCAUGCCGAGCUCCCGCUGCAGACCAGGGAACUCGCGCUCCUCCGCUGCAGGCACCUCCACUCUACGCUCGCCCCUGCCUCCACGCCUUGA